Molecule: messenger RNA, 1444 nt
Organism: Amborella trichopoda
Lineage: Eukaryota; Viridiplantae; Streptophyta; Magnoliopsida; Amborellales; Amborellaceae
Product: TIP41-like family protein
Biological process (GO): TOR signaling
Cellular component (GO): cytosol
Source: RefSeq, a predicted model, not a curated record
CUGGGAGGAAGCACCGCCCUACAUCCAUCAUAACAAGACAUAUUUGAUACCUCGCGGAAGGCAAGUGUACUUAUGCACACCAGACUCGUAUAACACUUUUUUCCUGGACAUUUUACGCAUCUGUAAGCCAUUCGAAGUUUUAUCGUCAUCAAUUUGAAACUAAAAUAUUGCUAGAGGUCAAUUUCUUUCGAAAACCUCCCUGUAAAAUUAUCGCGUAUGCACUUGCAAAGGUGAAGGAAGGAGUGAAGUGAGCGUGAUGGAUGAGCAAGAGAGAGGUAGAGAGCUAAAGGCAGCGGGAGCGGAGUUGCUGCCAGAGGGUAGGUCAGGCUUGUGCAUCAGAGGAUGGUUCAUCGAGGCAAAGAAUAAACCCAUCCUCAAUUCCCCCUCUCUGCAGGACUGGGAGAAACGGCUUGGAACAUCUCACAUGCCUGAGAUGGUUUUUGGGGACAGUUCUUUAGAACUGGUUCAUAUUGGUAGUGGCAUUAAAAUCCAUUUCAAUGCAUUUGAAGCUCUUCACAACUGGAAGCAGGAAUCUUUACCACCAGUUGAGGUCCCUGCAGCUGCAAAGUGGAAAUUUAGGAGUAAACCUGUUCAGCAGGUUAUUCUCGACUAUGACUACACAUUUACAACUCCAUAUUGUGGCAGCGAAGUAAUUGAACCAAGGGGAGAAACGAAUUCUAAAGUGAAGGAGCCAAAAGCAGAUAGCCUUGAGUUGCAAUGGGUGGACUCUGAUGACCGUAUUGAUCUCGCUGCACUAUCAUCAAAAGAGCCUAUACUGUUCUAUGACGAGGUAAUUUUGUACGAAGAUGAAUUAGCUGAUAAUGGGAUCUCACUUUUGACAGUCAAAGUGAGGGUAAUGCCGAAUUGCUGGUUUCUUCUACUACGUUUUUGGCUCAGGGUCGAUGGUGUACUCAUGAGAUUGAGAGACUGUCGCAUGUACUGCCCUUUCGGGUUUGAAGACCCCAGUGGAAUCCCACUCGUUCUUCAUGAGAUCUGCUGGAGGGAAGGGACUUUCCAGGACUUAGCUGCUAGGGGUUUUCCUUCUGAUUCCGCAGCAUACUCUGAUCCAAACCAUGUCAGCCACCGGCUCCCUAUUCUCAUGCAGAAGACCCAAAAACUUCAUUCUUUUCAAGUUUAAACCUAUAGAAAGGAAAACAAAGGAAAAAAGAUAAAUUUAUUGUUGUCAUAUUCGAUAUUUGGGUGGAAAGCUAGAACUUAGAACCUACAGCUGACUGAAAGUCUUGUUUAUACAGUUCAAACAUGAAGGCUCAUAGUUUUUACUUGACAAGGAUAGUUUUUCAUAAAUCUGAAGCGUAUAUGGUAGAACAAGAUUCGUGUAGUUGGUUUAAAAUAAUUGGGAUAAGGUUUGGAUGAUAAUGUAUCUGGUAUGUCUGUUGAUGUAUUUGGUGUACCAUGAUUUAUUAUGCAAAAUGAAUUCAAGAUA